AUAAAUAUUACAUGAAGCAGCAUCGUCCCGGGGAUUUACCGUUGCCUCAGUGAUUAAGUCCCUCUCGCGGCACAGGGACUGUUGGACACGUGGUACAUAGGACCGGCAAGUGUGUGCGUUCACCACGCGAAAUCGCAAACCCGCCGUCGAGUGUAUUUGAUCAGGAAGAUUAAUUAAUUAAAACAAAUAGCAAACUAAUUAAUUUCAGCUUUCACCGCCCACCGGAUCCAGGCCGCCGAAAGGGAGCCUUGUUCAACCAGAGCCAGGCAGACAUCCUGCAGGAGAAAACCGCGAUUCGGCGAACUCGAACUCCAGCGAAACCAAACAGAACUUCAGACAAAGAAACACACCAAUACUCGUCAAUACUAUUCUCGAGAGAAAAGUAAAACGCAAACCGUUCACAAAAUCCUGGGCAAUAAGAGACUGCCAACAGCGCCAUCAUCGGGAAUCGGACCGAAAUUACGACAAAGGGUUCAUUCAAAUAUUACGCGAGAACAACGACAAUUCUGUUCAUACACCGGAGCUCGAGAGCAAACCGCAGAAUCGCAAUCGUCGGCAGUCGACAGCGGUUGUUGUUUUCGGCCACAAGAAGUGGGACGCGAAAACGACUUGGCGACCUGGCAGGCAGGACAAAGUGCUUCAACGUCGACGCUGUCGUCAAGGGAAAUUUAGCCAAUUCUGGAGAUAAAGUUGCUACCACCACCCCAAAGGAAGAACGAGGAGACAAACGAGGGAGACGAAGUUGGAAAAUUGAUUUCCAUGGAAAUUCUCUCUUCAUCGCACUUUAUCUGUUGGUCGCACUGAAGCUCCACUUCGCCAGGAGCAACCCGUAGAAAAGCCAAUCACCGAGUCGACGACGAGUGGGAUUUAAUCAAACGAACGCUGAAAGCAAUGGAUCCCCACAACCCUUUUGGUUUUCAUUUGGGACCCCCGACUGGUUCGGUUCAUGGUCACCACCCAGAACCCACUCCAAGUCCACCGCAAAGUGUCCCCGGAAGGCGUACACCUUUGGGAACGGUCGGCCUCGGUGGAUUCUAUGCUCAACCACAUGCGAGUGCCUCAGCAUCGCUUACCGACGAAAACCGUCCAUCGGGUAGUGCCGAAAGCCAUUUCAGUGCAGCGCCCCAUCAUCAGCCUCCGUCUGGAGCAGGUGGCAAGCAGAAGAACCGUCAGGGAAAAUCCGUACGAUUGAACAUCAACGCCCGGGAGCGACGUCGGAUGCACGAUUUGAACGACGCCCUCGAUGAACUGCGCAGCGUAAUUCCCUAUGCGCAUUCGCCCUCCGUGCGGAAGCUUUCGAAAAUUGCCACGCUGCUGUUGGCGAAGAACUACAUUCUCAUGCAAGCAAAUGCUUUGGAUGAGCUACGAAGAUUGCUGGCCUACAUUCAGAGUGCUGCCGGAGCUGGUGCUCCCACUGUAGACUUACGAACAAUGCCCUCAGCGCUGAAGCUUCAGCAGCUGCUGCAAACUCCUCAACAGGAGCUUCAGCAACAAGCUCAACAGCAGCUUCAACAGUUGCAACAACAGCAUCAACAACAGCAACAGCAACAACAAGCAGCGCAGCAAUCUCACCAACAGCAAGGAGCUCCACCGCCAAAUUCGAACCCAUGAACUUAAUUUCAAACGAUCUCCUAUAUGCCAAACCAAAACUAUUUAUUUAACCAACUCCUUAAACUAUUCUAGUCAGUCAACAGCAAAACAUGUGGAUUAUUUAACGGAUAAACGAACUAACCUCUAGAAUGCCACAACGUAGCAAUAAGUUUCGAUGCUAGUCAAGUUUUUGUAAUACUGAAACUACGGUAGUCAAGUUACGAAUGUAUAUUUCAUAUUUUGCGCAUUCAAUAAAGCGUAGUCUAGUUUUAGCGUGUU
Molecule: messenger RNA, 1869 nt
Organism: Aedes aegypti (yellow fever mosquito)
Lineage: Eukaryota; Metazoa; Arthropoda; Insecta; Diptera; Culicidae
Gene: Oli
Product: class E basic helix-loop-helix protein 23
Exons: 7
Coding region: 892-1611 (239 amino acids)
Molecular function (GO): protein dimerization activity
Source: RefSeq, a predicted model, not a curated record